CCCUCAGGCACUCGCACAGCACCAUAAAAGCCAGAUGUGUGCUGCACGCUUUCACACCCUUCUCCUGACGCCUUCUCCUCUGCACUCCUCCAGAGACCCUCCACCCCACAGCCAUGUCCUGCUCCAACCUCUGCCGCCCCUGCGGACCCACCCCGCUGGCUAACAGCUGCAACGAGCCCUGUGUCAGGCAGUGCCAGGACUCCCAGGUCGUCAUCCAGCCUUCCACCGUGGUGGUCACCCUGCCGGGACCCAUCCUCAGCUCCUUCCCCCAGAACACCGCCGUCGGAUCCUCCUCAUCAGCUGCCGUGGGCAGCGAACUCAGCGCCCAGGGAGUGGCCAUCUCCUCCGGCGGCUUCGGCUUCGGAGGCCUGGGCUGCUUCAACGGCUGGAGAGCCCGCUACCCCUGCUAAGGGCCUGCGCCCACACCCUCACAGCAACCUCCUGCACCCUGCAAGGCGCCUCAUGCACUGAGCUCUCAUCUCUGUGUCACUGAUGGCACAUGGGCUCACCAGCCAUGGCUCCUCUUCUCAUGUCACCAAACAGGGAAGCAUGGAACAACAUCAGACCUUGCUGCCAGGAAACAUGACCACCUCAACUUUCUUCUUUCUUUUCACUUGAAAUUGUGCUCUUUCCACCUGGUGAUCUCCAACUGGAUCCUUCCUUUUAGUGUGUUUCUCUCAAUAAAGUUCUCAUGCUCUUCA
Gallus gallus (chicken) is the source of this 701-nucleotide messenger RNA. RefSeq names its product feather keratin 1-like (gene CBP6Q1H). The coding region runs from base 114 to 410 and encodes 98 amino acids. Gene Ontology annotation, cellular component: intermediate filament. The record is from RefSeq and is a predicted model, not a curated record. NCBI's taxonomy places the organism in Eukaryota, Metazoa, Chordata, Aves, Galliformes, Phasianidae. Gene Ontology annotation, molecular function: structural constituent of cytoskeleton. The transcript is spliced from 2 exons.